Closterium sp. NIES-65 is the source of this 1913-nucleotide messenger RNA. The record is from the annotation of a GenBank genome assembly. NCBI's taxonomy places the organism in Eukaryota, Viridiplantae, Streptophyta, Zygnematophyceae, Desmidiales, Closteriaceae.
AUGCCCUCCGCAGCUUCUGGCGCAGCAGCAGAUGAACCAGAUGUACUGGCAGCAGAUGCACCUGAACCAGAUGCACCAGAAUCAGAUGCACCUGAACCAGAUGCGGCUGCAGCAGGCAAUGCACCUCCAGCAGCAGCAACAGAGGGAGUGGAUGGAGCAGCAGCACAAGCGCUUGCCUGUAUCAAGUCCUCUUUCGUUGCACCGACCACCAGUCCCAUUCCUCCUACCACCAGCAACCAUGCUUCCAUUCCACGCUCCGCUUAUCCACUCCACACCCCCCCUCCUAGCUUCACAUCCCACGAUACCUCUACCGCCGUAUCCUCGUUAAGAGCAUACUCGGCGGACUUAGCCUCCAGGAACAACGUGCUGCAUCGGGGAAACCGCAAAAACCAUUGUCGAACGUCGAAGGCCUCCCGUCGAUCUCACGAAUCUCCCGCUUCCCGUCAGAGCUUCGUGCAUUUCGAGUCGGCCAAUAAGUCUGUGAGAGCAGCCGGGAGCCAUGUCGCAGCCGCGGCGAGCGACGUCGCAGCCGCUGCUGCGAGCGUCGCAGAAGCGUCGCUGGACGAGCGGGUGGAGCUUGGCGAGCUUGAGGGUCGCGCGAGGGAGGAAGCGGAGGCCGUGCAAGCUGCCGUCUUUCAGGCCGCACAGGAACUAGAUGAUGUAGCGGCAGAGGCUGUAGCUGCUGCUGAUGCUGCUGCAGAGGGAGAGGGAGAGACGAGGGAGGAGAGGGGUCAGGGUUUAGGGGGCGGUUCCGCAGAUGGUAGGGCGCGGACGAAGCGGUUGUUGCAGUGGGCGCGGGAGCUACACGGCGGAACUCCCCCCGCGCCUGCAUUGCGCGCGCGUGAGAAUCGUGUCAUGGGCUGCGUCGCGCAGGUGUGGCUCCACGUGGAACUUGAGGAAGACACGUCAUCAACUGACGGCACAGAACUUUCCCGUCUCAAGCUCCGCCUGCAGGCCGAUAGCGAUUCGGAUCUGACACGUGGCAUUUGCCAGCUCCUCCUAGAGAUCUUUAACGGCCGCAGCGUCAGCGCCGCGCUAGCGUUAGACUCCAACGGACCGGCAAUUAAAGCCCUCACUGCCGCCCUAAAACCCGCCGCUGCUGGCGCAUCUUCCGCUAAGGCCGCCCCCGCUGUACGCACAUCCACCUUUGUAAGCCUCCUCCUCUCCCUGCAAAAACGCGCGCGCGCCCUUGUGGCGGCGUCGCUCGGUCGGACUCCGUCAGUGGCACCGUUACCGUCAAUCGUGAUCGGCCGGGGCGGGUCGAUCACCGCUCGCGGGGAUUUCGCGGUGACCCAGGCGCAGUACCUCCGCCCAAACGACGCGGCAGUCGCGGCGCUAGUUACCGAGCUAUCUAGCAAGCGCAUCGGCGUCGUGGCGCAUUUCUACAUGGACGCGGAAGUUCAGGGCGUGUUGGUCGCGGCGCGCAAAUCCUGGCCGCACAUCAAGAUCUCGGAUUCGCUGGUGAUGGCGGACGGGGCGCUCAAGAUGGCGCAGGAGGGGUGUGACUAUAUCGCGGUCCUGGGGGUGGAUUUUAUGGCGGAGAACGUGCGGUGCGUGCUUGAAAAGGGCGGCUUCGCCCACGUGCCGGUCGUUCGAAUGGCGGCGUCCCCCAUCGGGUGCUCGUUGGCGGACGCGGCGCGGAGCGACGCGUACGAGAGGUAUCUUAAGGAGGCGUCGACGGUGCCCAAGUCGCUGCACGUGAUCUAUAUCAACACGGCGCUGGAUACCAAAGCCGUGGCGCAUCAUGCGGUGCCGACUAUCUCGUGCACGUCGUCGAACGUGGUGCAGACCGUAUUGCAGGUAAGCCAGUGUGACCGUGGUGUUAAAGCCGUGGCGCAUCAUGCGGUGCCGACUAUCUCGUGCACGUCCUCAAACGUGGUGCAGACCGUAUUGCAGGUAAGCAACCGUCACCG